Messenger RNA from Ambispora leptoticha, 2955 nucleotides. Lineage: Eukaryota; Fungi; Glomeromycota; Glomeromycetes; Archaeosporales; Ambisporaceae. The record is from the annotation of a GenBank genome assembly.
AUGGAAAUGCUACCAACAUGGUUGCAUAAGCAAAUAUUCAAGAAUCGUCCAUCACCACCACGUGAAAUACAAAAAAUCGCGGUAGAACAUUUAGUAAGGCAAGGAAUCUUUAAGACAGAUUCGAAUGGAGUACCGCUGCCAUCACCAUUAACAACACAGCAAUCGUUGACGAAUGAAUUUACGUUGCCAUCUCUAAAUGGAGACACGAUCGCUGAACACUUUUGGCGAAUCGGUGAGAAUCAAGCGAGACCCGUGCGGGAGCUAGCACGGAAAUUUGCGAGUGUAUCGUUGCCUAAUAUCCCGGCUCCAGGAGCAUGGGUUUUUAAAUCUGGUUGGACACGUUAUGGGAAAGACAAUUCGCCGGAACCUGUAGCUUUUCCAAAUGAAGAAGUUUUAUGCUUUGAUGUGGAAACACUUGUCCCUGAUUGUCCGUUUUCUGUGCUUGCCACUGCUGCUUCGCCAACUGCUUGGUAUUCUUGGGUGUCUCCUCGGUUGAUAAAACAUAAGGAAAACAGAGAAAAAGGAAUCGAAAAUUAUGAACCGACUGUUAAAGGCCAUCUUAUUCCAAUCGGUACUUUAAAUAGAGAGAGGAUAAUAGUUGGUCAUAAUAUUGGUUAUGAUCGAGCAAGAAUAAAAGAAGAAUAUCAUUUCAAACCAUCGGGCACCAGUUUUCUGGAUACAAUGGCAUUGCAUAUUGCAGUUAAUGGCGUGUCCGGUGUUCCCAACUGGGCCAGAGCUAAAUGGGAAGCCAACAGUACUGAGAUGAAAAAUAUUUAUGGGGUUUACGACGUAACUUUUGUGAGUGGCCUUAAUAGAGUAUACGAGUAUCAUUUUAAAAAACAAUUGGAUAAAUCAACUCGUAAUAUUUUUGUGGACGGGACAAUGGAGGAAAUCGUGGAACCAGAAACGUUUCAAAAAUUGAUGACAUAUUGCGCAAAAGAUGUCGAAGCAACUCAUCAAGUUUAUCAAAAAGUGUUUCCACGUUUUUUGAAAAUAUGUCCUCAUCCAGUAUCAUUUGCUGGAAUGCUUCACAUGGGAAACAUGUUUCUGACAACUACUAGACAAGAUUGGAAUGAAUAUAUUGAAUCGUCAGACACAAUAUACGCAGAGAGAUCGUGUAAAUUGGACCACGUGUUGCAGAAUCUCGCAAGAGAAGCAGUUCAAUUGAGCCCGGAAAUAAUAAGAAAUGAUCAUUGGUUAAAGCAAUUAGAUUGGAGCAUUGCUACUAAUGGAAAGAAAUUAGCAGGUUAUCCAACAUGGUAUCGUGAACUAUGGGAUAGCAAAACAGAGCAACUUAAGAUUUCUCCGAGCAGCAAGAUUGGAAUAAUGUUAAUGAAAUUGACAUGGAAAGGUUUUCCUAUCUAUUAUUCAAAACGAUUUGGGUACGUGUAUAGAGUUCCCAUUCAAGAUAAUAGUUUCACACCGACUUCUAUUACUACGCCAUUAUGUAUUUUCUCUGUUAAUGAUGAGGAUUAUGAUCUUUUUGCAGGAGAUAUUGGUGGUUGCUAUUAUCAAAUAUCAAAAACUCUUCUCUUAAAAAACUUCUAUGAAAAAAUUGAAAAGGGGACUAUAAAAUCAGAAUAUGAAUAUGUGACUACUGAACUGUUGAAUCAAGUUUUCUUAUUGUCAAUCGGUACAUUAAUGCGGCGUGCUAUCGACCGAGACUGGUUUACCACGGAAACAUUAAAUGAAAAUUAUGUCGGAGCCAAUUACCGAGAAAAAAUCAAAGCACCAAAAGGGCACAAAAUUGUCUGUGGGAAACUCGAGUCGCUUGAAUUAUGGAUCGCGAGUUUGAUCGGCGAUUCGCAAUUUGGAUUUCAUGGCGCAACUGCAAUGAGCUGGCAUGUUUUGCAAGGAGAUUCGUUGUUAGGUACGGAUAUGCAUUCACGAACUGCACGAGAAUUAAAUGUAUCACGUAAUCAAGCACGUUUAAUUGAUUACGGGAGAAUAUUUGGCGGGAAUAGAACAUUUGGUGGAAAUUUUAUGUUUGUGAAUGAAAUGCUUGAAAGAUUGCAAAGCUCUGAAAAUAGUAGCAACGGCAAUGAUUUAGAUACAAUUAAUAAAGCAAUAAGAUUUUAUAAAAAGACAGAAGGAAGCAUAUUUUUCAAAAACAAGACAAAAUAUUUUUGGUAUGGCGGAUCGGAGAGUUACACAGUAAAUGCGUUCGAUGAUAUCGACUACAAUAGUUAUACUAAUGAUAUUAGAUCGAAAAACUCGCGAACCCCCAUAUUAAAAUCUGGAAAACCGUGGGGGCUGCAAUUAAUUGACAAACCGGUGAACUGGGUUGUGCAAUCGGCAGCUGUGGAUUUCCAGCAUCUGUUGUUGGUCUCAAUGCAGUAUCUUAUUGAUAAAUAUCAGAUUAAUGCACGAUUGAUGCUGAUGGACUAUGAUACUGUGCAGUUUCUUUGCGAUGAAGAAGAAUGUUACCGUGUUGCUUUGGCAAUGCAGACUAGUCAUCUUUGGACGAGAUCUCUGUUUAGUUACAUGAUGGGAAUUGAAGAUUUGCCACUGUCUCUUGCAUUCUUUCCUUCAAUUGAGAUCAGGAAUCAACUGGACCAAAAAAAUAACUCGAAACCUAUCUCACGUAUAACAAUGAUGGAUAUCCUCGAAUUAUUGAACAAAAAAGAGAAUAGCAAAGAAACCACAAAAAACAUAUCGUUAACCGCCUUCGAAAAACUACUAAUAAAACCACUAGCAGAAAGCAAUGAAAAAAAUAAUCUUCUUACGUCAUCAAUAAUGAUUCCACAAGAAGUCGAAUCUCUGCUCAACCCGUACUGUCCACCUGAAGACUCUAUUUUGUUCCUGGAAUUACAGUCGUUGACCACCGAAGAAGAAAUCCAAGCAUUGUUUAGGAUGAGACGCAUGGACGGGCUCGCAAAGAUGUACGAUUAUAUUAAACGGACAUAUCCGAGAUUUUUUGGAAAAGUGGAGAGGUAUUUCAAAUUGGCUGUUUAG